GUUCCUUUAUACAAACGUUAACUUUGAAUUUGCAUCAUUAUUUUUAUGUUUAUCUCAUUAGUGACUGAAGAAAAAAGAAAUAGAAUUUAAAAAUGCAAUCGAAUUUAAAUGCGUUGAUGCGAUUGCACCAAUCCAAAGGGGUUCGUUACAAUAUUGAACUGCUAACAUGGAGCCAUAAAAUGGAUUUAAUUGCCAUGAGCAAUGACAAAGGUGAAGUCAUUGUACAGCGUCUAAAUUUACAAGGACUUUGGACUCAACCACCACCAUAUGAAGACGCCAAAGUCUGUGGCAUUAGUUGGCGACCUGAUGAACGAAUACUUGCCAUCGGUUACAACAGUGGACGCGUCAUUUUGGUAGAUGUGGAAAAUCAUCAGGCUGUUCAUACGCUCGAACUGAAAAGUGAAAUUGUCUCACUAAAUUGGACUCAAAACACAAAGGAAUCUUAUGAUGAUUUUGAUGACUUGCAAGGCAAUACAAAAUUGUUUGCAAAUGGUCAUAAAGUUUAUUUGCCACCGUUGCCGAAUUUCAGUUCCCUCACAUCGAAUACACGGAAAAAUGACUACAAUUGCCAUACACAGUACGCCACACGAGUGUUCAAUCUGUUGAUGGUUGGACUGAAAUCGGGUGUGGUGCGUUUGUUUGUUUUCGGUAUGUUGCCGUGUGGUCAGAUAAAUGUAAAAUCGGUGCUUGGCGUCAAAGGUACCGAAGAUUUUAAUCUGUGCGACAUGAAAAUGAGCAGCGAUUUCAAUACGAUCUUCGUUUUGGUUCGGCACAAAAACAAACUGCGUCAAUUGGCCUUUCAAAAUCCACUUUACUCAGAGUCAACCGUGUCAUUGUUGAAGUUGGCCACGCAAUAUGGAUACAUUGUGAAUACGUUGGCAUACAUUGAAGAAGUUGUUCAAUGCAUCAUUGAAGCUUGGGAAACGGCCCUCCUGGAGAUGGAUCGAAAAUUAACAAAUUACGUAAACUCUCGGCCGGACGGUGUUGUCUCUGCUGAUUUUCUUGAAUUGCUAUUAUUUGGUUAUGCGCCCGAUCCAUUGGUGAAAUUUUUAACGAGAGAUCUCACCGAUAAAGGCAUGAAAAAACUUGGCAAUUCCAUCGAAAUCACUUAUUCAACCAUUCAACAAUUGGUCAUUCGACCGUUGCACACAGCCAUAUUGAAUCUUUCGUAUCAUUUAAACUACUUGAAGGGAAUGUCAAAGAAUACAUAUUAUUAUAAGGAUUUAUUAGGCGCAAUUUCAAGUGAGUCGAGCUUGAAGGCUGGGGCGUUUCUUAUCAAAUCAUUGGAAUUGCAACAGGUGAUCGAGCAAUCAAAUCGUGAUUUUAAAAUAUUCUGGGGUUGGUUGUACGGCGUUAUUGUUCGUCUAAUGGAAGAAGCCGUACCGGAAGAUGUCGCCGCCGUUUCACAACAAGACACCAUUUAUUUGGCUGAAUUUCUCAACACAUUCGAUGAAUAUUGUGAAAUUGACCAUGAUGAUCGCAAAAAACGCAAAUUCAAUUUGGAACGUGUCGGUCAAUAUUUGCAAAAUCAAAAUCUCCAGAAAUUGUCACGAUUAAGUGUCAAUUCUGACUGGGGCAAACUGCUCGAGGAAAAUGAGUGUUUGAAAAAUUCGAAUUUCAUUUAUCCGCAUCACAAAGAAUUGUCAUUGGUGCAAGAGCACAAUAAUUUGAAAGACAGUAUUCGUCGAUUGUUUGAGAAGCCCGAUAUGCUAAUCAGUUUGAAAUUGCAAAUGGUAUACACAUUGGAUAUUUGUGAUAUAACAUAUCAAACACAUUUGCAUUGGCAUCAAUUUGAUUUGGAUGAAAAAGGUUCGACAUUAUUUUCGUUUACCAUUGACGGUAAACACAUUUACGUCAAGGAAUUUAUACCACGAUCUGAAUGUAUAAAAUUUGCUAAAUUUCAAUUUCCCGUGAUCGAAUGUAUGGAGAACAAUGAGACUGUUGGCAAUUCAGAGCUGAAUCGUAGAUUUCCCGAAAUGAAAUUGGUGCAUACACAAUUUUACAAUGAAAAAGCCAUGUCAAUGCUAUUUACAUACAAAAAAGAUAAACCGACGGCCAAUUGUUUCGUUCAAUUUCCGAUUCAACCAUUAUUGUCACGAUUGACUAGUACACGAAUUCAACGGCAUAUUGUAAUUGAACCAUCGAUUCCUGUUAUCAAUUUACGAGAUUUAUUAGAUCCAGAUUUGGUACGACCACUUGAUAUUAAUGAUGGUACCACGUUGGCCGUGUCAGGCGGACGAAAAAUUGCCACCAUUAUUUCGAUAUCACGUAAAAAAUUCUAUCACUUUGAAAUGGAGGUUGAUGAAGGCGACUACGACGACGAUGAUAACGAUGGCAGCGACAGUGAGAAUGUUGAUAAUGAAACGGAUAACAUGACAUUACACACUAAUGAGUGAACAUAAAAUUCAUAAUUGAAAUAUUCGAUUUUAAAUCAAUUUUGCACCAUAUUUACAUGAAUAAAAUUCAUAAAUAUAAUUGUAA
Molecule: messenger RNA, 2481 nt
Organism: Contarinia nasturtii (swede midge)
Lineage: Eukaryota; Metazoa; Arthropoda; Insecta; Diptera; Cecidomyiidae
Gene: APC4
Product: anaphase-promoting complex subunit 4
Exons: 8
Coding region: 93-2396 (767 amino acids)
Biological process (GO): positive regulation of mitotic metaphase/anaphase transition; protein K11-linked ubiquitination; anaphase-promoting complex-dependent catabolic process
Cellular component (GO): anaphase-promoting complex; nuclear periphery
Molecular function (GO): protein binding
Source: RefSeq, a predicted model, not a curated record